AUGGAGAUAGAAUACUUGGGGCACAUUAUAUUGAAGAAGGGAGUAGCAGCUGAUCAAAUAAAAAUUAAGGUAAUGUGUGACGGGCCAAGCCCUCGAAAUCUCAGAGAUCUUCAUAGAUUUUUGGGCUUAACCGAAUACCAUCAAAGGUUUGUGAAGGGAUAUGGAAAACUAGCUUGGCCUUUAACUGAAAGGUUGCGGAAAGAAAACUUUUACUGGGACAAGGUAGCUAAAGCUUUGCUCCAAAAAUUGAAAGAGGCUGUGGUUUUGGAUCCAGUGUUAGCCCUACCAGAUUUUCGUAAGUAG
This is a messenger RNA of Olea europaea var. sylvestris, 303 nucleotides long. RefSeq lists its product as uncharacterized. The record is from RefSeq and is a predicted model, not a curated record. The transcript has a single exon. Bases 1 to 303 code for a protein of 100 amino acids. Lineage: Eukaryota; Viridiplantae; Streptophyta; Magnoliopsida; Lamiales; Oleaceae.